AUGGUUAAAGGACCCAAUGCUGGGAAAGGCAAUGGUGAAGGUGUUGUCAGAAGCAACUGUGAGAGUAAUCGUGUAUCAGACCUAGAAGAGGAGAAUGCUCUUUUGAAACAGGAAAAAGAGGAGCUUAACAACAGAGUCCUGUGUCAGUCUGAAGAUGAAAUUGCGCGCAACACUGUUGAGGAAAAUCUGUUGAAGAAGGAGCUAGAAGAGGAAAGAUCUCGUUAUCAAAACCUGGUAAAGGAGUUUUCGAGGCUGGAGCAGAGAUAUGACAAUUUGAGGGAUGAGAUGACUAUUAUAAAGCAAACCCCAGGGCACAGAAGGAACCCCUCUAAUCAGAGCAGUCUCGAGUCUGACUCCAACUACCCAUCAUUCUCUACGUCUGAGAUAGGAGACACAGAGGAUGCAAUACAACAAGUGGAGGAGGUUGGUAUCGAGAAAGCAGCCAUGGACAUGACUGUCUUCCUGAAACUACAAAAGCGAGUGAGGGAGCUUGAACAGGAGAGAAAGAAGUUGCAAGCCCAGCUGGAGAAGAGGGAGAGAGAGAAAGAAAACAAAAGCUCCCAGGUAAUUGAAACGAAGAAUGAAAUGGAUUUGGACCGUGAUACCGAUCUAGCAUACAACAGUCUGAAGAGGCAAGAACUGGAAUCGGAGAACAAGAAACUGAAAAAUGAACUUAAUGAACUAAGAAAGGCUAUAGCAGACCGAGCAACCCAAAACGACGCUUCCAAUGAUAUCCAAGACAAUUAUAAGCUUCUACUGAAUCAGCUUAAAUCAGCCAAUGAAGAGCUGGAAGUGAGGAAGGAAGAAGUACUUAUUCUAAGGACACAGAUUAUAAAGGCAGCCCAGGAAAAAGAGACCAGCAAAAAUAUGGAAAAAAGUAUUCCCUCCUGGCCUUGGCCUAACUCCUCCAGCCCUCUGGAUGGAGAGCUCGGCUUGGCUUAUCAAGGGCUAAAGCAAGUUGCCAGGCUCCUUGAAGCCCAGCUCCAGGAUCAGAGACGAGAGCAUGAAGAAGAGGUGGAGGUUCUGAAAGCUCAGGUGGAAGCUAUGAGAGAGGAGAUGGAGAAACAGCAACAGGCCUUUUUCCAGACCCUUCAGCUCUCGCCAGAGGCUCAGGUGGAGUUUGGUCUUCAGCAAGAAAUCACACGUCUCACUAAUGAAAAUUUGGAUCUCAAAGAAUUGUUAGAAAAACUGGAAAAGAAUGAGAAGAAGCUUAAGAAACAGCUGAAGAUUUACAUGAAGAAGGUCCAAGAUUUUGAAGCAACCCAAGCAACGGUACAGACUGAGAGGAAGCGACAGGAGCUUACCAGGCAAGUCACUGUCCAACGGAAGGAGAAGGAUUUCCAGGGGAUGUUGGAAUAUUACAAGGAAGAUGAGCCACUACUCGUCCGGAACCUCAUUACAGAUCUCAAGCCCCAGACCGUUUCUGCCACAGUUCCCUGUCUUCCUGCUUACAUCCUCUACAUGUGCAUCAGACAUGCAGACUACAUCAACGAUGACCAAAAAGUGCAUUCCUUGCUCACCUUGACCAUCAACGGCAUUAAGAAAGUGUUAAAGAAACACAACGAUGACUUUCAGAUGACGUCAUUUUGGCUGGCUAACACGUGUCGCCUCUUGCAUUGCCUAAAGCAGUACAGCGGGGAUACGGGUUUUAUGACGCAAAACACUGCUAAGCAGAAUGAGCACUGUCUGAAGAACUUCGAUCUCACAGAGUAUCGCCAGGUUUUAAGUGACCUCUCCAUUCAGAUCUAUCAGCAGCUUAUUAAGAUAGCAGAAGGCAUGCUGCAACCCAUGAUAGUGUCUGCAAUGUUGGAAAACGAAAGCAUCCAGGGCCUCUCUGGUGUGAAGCCAAUGGGCUACAGGAAGCGAUCCUCCAGCAUGCCAGAUGGCGACAACACCUACAGCUUAGAUGCAGUCGUUCGCCAACUGAACACCUUUCACAGCAUCAUGUGUGAGCAGGGCCUGGACCCGGAGAUCAUCCAGCAAGCCUUCAAGCAGCUGUUCUACAUGAUUAAUGCUGUCACGCUGAACAACCUCCUGCUGAGGAAGGAUGUCUGCUCGUGGAGCACUGGCAUGCAGCUCAGGUUUAACAUCAGCCAGCUGGAGGAAUGGUUGCAUGGAAAGAACCUGCAACAAAGUGGAGCAGCACAGACCAUGGAGCCCCUGAUCCAGGCAGCACAACUCCUGCAGCUGAAAAAGAAAACUUCAGAAGAUGCCGAGGCCAUCUGCUCCUUGUGUACAUCCCUUACCAUGCAGCAGAUUGUAAAAAUACUAAAUCUCUACACUCCUGUGAAUGAGUUUGAAGAGCGUGUGACUGUAGCCUUCAUAAGAAACAUUCAGGCACAUUUGCAAGAGCGAAACGACCCUCCACAGUUGCUGCUAGACUUCAAAUACAUGUUCCCAGUUUUGUUUCCAUUCAGCCCAUCCUCCAUCACCAUGGACUCUAUUCACAUCCCUGCUUCUCUCAACUUGGAAUUUCUCAAUAAAGUCUGAAGAAAAUAUAUUUAAACCUAUCUCCCUUCCUUAGAGAAUUUAAGCAAAAAAAAAAAUUAAAUAAAUUUAAGGAUUUCUUUAAAUAUGGACCAAACAAGAUGGUGAAAACUGAUAUGCGGUGAUCAAUCAGUGCUAAAAUGUACAGUAAAAUAAGAAACUGA
This is a messenger RNA of Gavialis gangeticus (Gharial), 2651 nucleotides long. It is a transcript of the gene MYO5B, whose product is annotated as myosin VB. The coding region runs from base 1 to 2490 and encodes 829 amino acids. Lineage: Eukaryota; Metazoa; Chordata; Crocodylia; Gavialidae. Gene Ontology annotation, molecular function: GTPase binding. The record is from RefSeq and is a predicted model, not a curated record. The transcript is spliced from 20 exons.